Messenger RNA from Lucilia cuprina (Australian sheep blowfly), 1932 nucleotides. RefSeq names its product palmitoyltransferase Hip14 (gene Hip14). Gene Ontology annotation, cellular component: Golgi membrane. Gene Ontology annotation, biological process: protein palmitoylation. Lineage: Eukaryota; Metazoa; Arthropoda; Insecta; Diptera; Calliphoridae. The transcript has 3 exons. The coding region runs from base 385 to 1932 and encodes 515 amino acids. Gene Ontology annotation, molecular function: palmitoyltransferase activity; protein binding. The record is from RefSeq and is a predicted model, not a curated record.
AGAUUCUAAUGUCACCACAACUGUCAUGUUAAGAAAAUUUACUGCUGAGAAAAAGUUUUUCUUCUUUGGGGCGAUAAAAAAGCCAUAAUUAUUGUGAACAAAUCCAUAUAAAAUCUAAAGAAUAUUGCGAAUAAUUAAUCACAUUUCUAAGAUAAAAGUGUAAACUAAAGUUAAGAGUAAAAAACAACAAUAACAAACAUGUUUUAAAUUGAGAAUAUCGGUAAAAAAAUCGUGCAAGGGUACGUAAUAAAUAAAAAAGAGGAGGUGGGUGAAUCACCAUUUGCACCUCUAUAUCCUCUAAAAGAGUUGCAAAAAAGUUUUUUGUGACUAUUGAAUAAUCAAAAAGAACAACUAAAAAGGAUAUUAACCCAAUACUAAAGGGAAAUGUUUAAGAAACCACAAAAUAUGUAUCAAAGUGCUUGCAAUGCAGCGACGACCGGGUCUUGUGCCCCCAACACAGAGGCAGAGCGUGAGGCCGAACGGCUGGGUGCCUUAAUGGCUCAACAGCCACCAAGUGCACCCAUUGAACCUGACUACAGUGGUUUUGAUAUUGUCAAAGCCACUCAGUAUGGUGCUACAGCCAGAGUUAAGGAAUUAGUGGAAUCCGGUUGGGAUGUUAAUCAGCCGGACAGUGAAACGGUUACAUUAUUGCAUUGGGCUGCCAUCAAUAAUCGCCGUGAUAUAAUUAAGUAUUUUUUGGAAAAAGGGGCUGUAGUUGAUGCAUUGGGUGGUGAACUUAAUGCAACACCUCUGCAUUGGGCCACAAGACAAGGUCAUUUAGGUGCUGUUGUCCUCCUAAUGGCAGCUGGUGCCGAUCCUCGUAUACGCGAUGCGGAGGGUUGUUCGUGCAUACACAUUGCAGCACAAUUUGCACACACCGCUCUGGUGGCGUAUUUUAUAGCGAAGGGUGUUGAUCCGGAUUUACAGGAUCGUGGUGGUAUGACGGCAUUAAUGUGGGCCGCAUGGAAGGUUUGUGCUCUUGAUCCCGUACGUUUGCUACUAACUCUCGGUGCAAAUCCUGCCAUGGUUGAUUAUACACAUGGCAAUACCGCCUUACACUGGGCCAUUUUGGCACGUAAUGCCACAGCGAUUAAUACUUUAGUUCUUAAAUCCAAAGCUUCCUUAGAUGUACCAAAUUUACGUGGAGAAACACCACUAACAAUGCUUGAGUCACAAUCGGGUGCCGUCUGGAUAAGUGCAAAAGUAAUGGAACGUAUUAAGGAUGCUGCAUUGUCGUCACAACAAAGAAGAUCUCUACUGACUCGGGUCAAACAUGAUAAACGUUUGCGUUGGUGGUCGAUGGUAGCAUGUCCCUUUACUGCCUUCUAUUUGGCUGGAGUUAUUUUCACUCUAAACACAUUGUACAUUAUAAAAUUCUUUUUAAUGGGUUGUCUCUAUGCGGUAUUUCAUACUUUAGGAAAAGCACUGUUCGAUGAUCAUUUAAUGGCUCUGCUGCCAUUGAGUGUGUAUUGUGCUACGAAAGCCUGGUUUUAUAUAACCUGGUUUGUGUAUAUUGUCGAUGCAGUAUCUUUUGGAACCACAGUGCUGUUUUUAAUAUGUUCGGGUGGUUUGUGGUUAUGUUUUCUGAAAUCUUGGAAAGGUGAUCCCGGCAUAAUACAACCAACACAGGAACAAAGAUUCAAGACCAUUGUGGAAUUGUCGGAACGUGGUGGCAUUGGUUUUGAACCCUCUUCAUUCUGUUCGGGUUGUUUAGUUAGACGUCCUAUACGUUCUAAACAUUGCAGUGUUUGCGAUCGUUGUGUGGCACGUUUUGAUCAUCAUUGCCCCUGGGUUGGCAAUUGUAUUGGCUUAAAGAAUCAUACCUAUUUUAUGGGUUUCCUGUGGAUGCUGUUGGUUAUGUGCGGUUGGAUGAUAUAUGGUGGCUCUUUUUAUUAUAUGAAUAGUUGUAAUGUACAUUUUGAUGGUGAGUGA